Messenger RNA from Diuraphis noxia (Russian wheat aphid), 553 nucleotides. RefSeq names its product peptidyl-prolyl cis-trans isomerase H. NCBI's taxonomy places the organism in Eukaryota, Metazoa, Arthropoda, Insecta, Hemiptera, Aphididae. The record is from RefSeq and is a predicted model, not a curated record. Gene Ontology annotation, molecular function: peptidyl-prolyl cis-trans isomerase activity; cyclosporin A binding. Gene Ontology annotation, cellular component: cytoplasm; intracellular membrane-bounded organelle. Gene Ontology annotation, biological process: protein peptidyl-prolyl isomerization; protein folding.
CGGUAGAUUAAUAAUGGAAUUGUAUGCUGAUAUUGUGCCUAAGACUAGUGAAAAUUUUCGUCAAUUUUGUACUGGUGAACACAAAAAGGAUGGAAUUCCAUUUGGGUACAAAGGAUGUUGUUUUCAUCGAAUAAUUAAAGAUUUCAUGAUACAAGGUGGUGAUUUUGUAAAUGGUGAUGGUACUGGGGUUAUGAGUAUAUAUGGAGCAGAUACAUUUUCUGAUGAAAAUUUUAAACUUAACCAUGAUGCACCUGGACUAUUAUCAAUGGCAAACAGUGGUGUAGAUACAAAUGGAUGUCAGUUUUUUAUCACUUGUGCAAACUGCAACUUUUUGGAUGGAAAACACGUAGUAUUUGGUCGUGUCAUUGAUGGGUUGUUGGUAAUGAGAAAAAUUGAAAAUGUCCCAACUGGCCCCAACAACAAACCAAAAAUACCUAUUGUCAUAUCACAAUGUGGACAAUUAUAAAAGCUAUGAAAUAUACUUUUUUAUUUACUUCAUGUCGUUCAUUUGUAUGUAUGCAUUUAAAAAAAAUAAAUAUAAUUUUCAAAUUUA